UUUACAGCAAACAAGAAGAAAAACAGAAUACCUCUUUUGAAGGAGAAGAAGAAAGUAACAAAACUCUAAAACAAGAGGUUCUCACAGAGAACCUAAACAUAGAUAUGAACCAAACAAAAGAAACUCCUUUACCCAACUCUGAGGAAACUUUAACCAACUCAGAAAAGGUUAGGGAAGAGGAGACAAUAAACCCCACAAUGAUAGAAGAAGACUCAGAAGUUCCCAACAAUGAAACUCUCAGUGAUGUGGACAAAGAAAACAGCCCCAUUGUCAAUGCUUCUAAAACUACAGUUGUAGAAACAGAAGAACCUCAAGCCCUGAACUCCCCUCUGAAAAAAAGACAAGAAAACUUCUACGAAACAAAAGGUGGAGCCAAUCAGAAAGGUGCUAUACAGAAAUCCUCGUAA
Racocetra persica is the source of this 407-nucleotide messenger RNA. Lineage: Eukaryota; Fungi; Glomeromycota; Glomeromycetes; Diversisporales; Gigasporaceae. The record is from the annotation of a GenBank genome assembly.